AUGGCAAGAACCGUGAUCCGCACCACUUUCUCCCCCCGUCGAAUGGCACUGUCGAUCGUUGUCCUUGUCGUUGCCACAACCAUGUUUCAGCCGGAACGGAAUGGAGUGACAGCCUUCAGUCCUCGCGUACCGACACAUCGGUUCGCCUCUCGCACCCUUUCGACGAGUACAUCCUCCUCUACCUCGUCCUUCCUUCGAUCCUCUCCGCUGUUUGGUAGCAGCAUUGACGAUGGCAUGUUACUCCGCGAUGAAUGCAUUAUCACUCCCGAAGGCUACGGCUUUUCGUGUCCAACAUCUCGUAUUCUCAAAGAAUCCGGACGGGGCCAAGGUUUCUACAAAGCCUCAGCAUCGGAAUCCGUCAUUGAUGUCAUGGAAGCCAUCACAUCGGGGACUUCCGACGUCGCCUUGGUAUUUCAAGGUGACGAACUAUUGGGACUCUUCACCGAAGCCGAUUACAUCAAGUUCGCACAAGCACGGGCCUUGGCGUCCAGUACGGAACAACAAUCUGCCGAAUUCCUCGUCGCCAAUGUAAGGGACUAUAUCACUCCGGCACAAGAUCUCAUUGCCCUUUCGACGCAAGAUACGGCCAACGUGGCCGUAGCUGCCAUGAAACAGGCCGCCGUUCGUCACUUGAUUCUAGCCGAUACUGUGUCAUCCGAUCGCAAACUUGUUUCUUCCAGCCAGGUACAAGGCGUCAUUUCCAUGCAGGACGUCAUGUCGGUGAUUCAAAAAGAUGAGCGCCUUUCACUUCAGUCGCUGGCCAAAAAAUACCCCAACAUUCAGAAUCCC
Messenger RNA from Phaeodactylum tricornutum CCAP 1055/1, 789 nucleotides. RefSeq lists its product with no specific name. The annotation marks the transcript as partial. The transcript has 2 exons. NCBI's taxonomy places the organism in Eukaryota, Bacillariophyta, Bacillariophyceae, Surirellales, Neidiaceae. The record is from RefSeq and is a predicted model, not a curated record.